Molecule: messenger RNA, 1803 nt
Organism: Oryzias melastigma (Indian medaka)
Lineage: Eukaryota; Metazoa; Chordata; Actinopteri; Beloniformes; Adrianichthyidae
Product: CD209 antigen-like protein C
Exons: 7
Coding region: 1-777 (258 amino acids)
Source: RefSeq, a predicted model, not a curated record
AUGUCCUCAGAUAUUUAUGCCCAACCAGAUCUCUCUAAGAAGGUCAGAUACGACAGAAAGCAGCAAGAAGACUCAUCAGACUGGGAUGAGUGUGAGGUGAAAAUUUAUAACGAAGCGUACGAAUCUGUGGAGUACACCACCAAGGAUCAGUCACCAGAACAAGUUCCACAAACAGAGCCAUGUCCUGAAGUCCAGAAAAGAUGCUGCAGAUGUGAAAAGUGGUGUCUGUUGGUGCUGUGCACGGUCCUGUUAGCUGUGCUCAUCAUUCUAUCCUCAAGCUACAUGGCAGUCAACAUUAGCAAUCUACAGAAGAAAGUACAGGAGCAGAAGCUACUCUCUGAAGGUAUCAACAACACUCUUUUGUAUGAACUAAAACAGCUGAAAAACAAGAUUGAACGCAAACUGUGUCCAGACUUAUGGGUGAGAUUUAGAACCAGCUGCUACUAUAAAUCCAUCGAGAAGAAAACUUGGACUGACAGCAGAAGGUUUUGUCAGGAUAAAGAAGCUGAUCUGCUGGUCAUCAACAGCAAAGAGGAACAGGAGUUUGUUUCUAAAAUGAAUCCGAAUAAGGAUUUUUGGAUUGGUCUGUAUGCUGAAGGCUCAUCAUAUAAAUCUGAAUGGAAAUGGGUGGAUGGAUCACCGCUGACAGAAACGUUCUGGGAAGAGAAUUUUCCAAAAGAUCCAAACUACAGCUACAAUGCAGUAUGUUUAAGUGAUGAAGGGAAAUGGACACAACACUACCAAACAAGCAACAGAAACUGGAUCUGUGAGAAAUAAAAUGCUGGAUCCUAUUACAAAACAGUUAAAUUUAUGUAACGGCUCAUCUUGUUACUGAGCUGUUACAUUAAUGUAACUGUUUUGUAAUGUAUUUACAUGUAUGUUUUAUCUUUUUUAUAUUUCUUUGUGUUUACUUGUACAAACUAUUGCUUAAAGGAAGGUUGUUUUUAUUUUUUCAGAGAAAUGAAGCUUUCAUUUAUAGAACAACUUCACCAUGUUUAAAAUAUCAGCUAAAAAUGACUCAGAUAAACAGUAAACUAUAAUAAAUUCAAUUAAAACAAACUAACUUAGAGCUGUAGUUUAGACACAGGUUUAGUUACUGCCUGAACAAGGAGAAAAAAGUAAUCUAUAUCAAAUAAACAGCUUCUACAAAAAAAAGGAAAAGUUACAUCUUGAAAGUGAAGUAAAUAUUUUUUUUACAUUUUGUUAAUUUACUUUCUUAUGAUUUUGAUUUAGUAUUAAAGGAGUUUAUGAUGGAGAGUUGAGUUUUAUUGUAAUAUAUUCCUGUUUUGGGUCUCUGUGUUUUUAUUUAAUGCUUUCUAAGCAUUGAGGUCAGAUUUUUCUAGUUUGAUGCAUAAAUGUGUGUUUUAAUAAGCCCCCAAAACACGGUUUCCGCUGUGCUGCUUCUUCUUUUACUUUUUUAAGACUUCUCUGUCAUUCUGAAAGCUCCUGAGACUUUCUACUGAAGAAAGGUUAAAAGAGAAGGAGCAAAUGUGGAUCAACAUUAGAGGAGGUGGGAAUUAUAAAGGUUACUUCCUCUCAUUACUUUUCAUGUAACGUUAUUUGAAAAACUUAAUAUUCAAUGUUUCCUAUUAUGUAUGUAUAAGUGUAAUGUGUAUGAGGAUGUAAAUAAACACAGUAAAUGUAUGUUUAAAUCCCUUUGUUGGUUGUUUUUCCUCAUAGCUCUGGUGAUGGGAGCUUGAGGGUCCUCUGCACUUUCUGGACUGUUUGAGUCAAGAGACCAACACGGAUGUAGAAACAACGUCUGGGAGUUUUUCAAAAUAAAAGUGUAGCUUCUACAUGGAU